GUGGAGGCUCAUUCACUGAUUAGAGCCAGCGCUGAGAGGCAGCACCGCUCCUUCUCUCAGACCAACCGAGUCUCUUGAUCUGUACAUGCAAUCCCAGGCAGCUCGCGAGCACACACCCGGGGCCAGCCGCCUGCCGCUGCCGCCGCCGCCGCCGCCGCUGCCUCCGCCGGCUCUGCGCACCCGGGACUUUCCAUGCACUGCACUCUCCGCCUUCUUCUCUCCGCGCCCUGAAAAGUGCGAACGUUCUCCCCAGGAAUUUCCACGGUCUUAGAAGGGCAUGAUUCCCCAGUAAUAUUCCCCACCCUGAUCCAAGGUGCCACUCGGCCGCCCUCCCAGGGAAGACUGCUUCUUGUGUGACGCCAACCAUUGAAAGAGACUCCGAUGGACUUACACCGGGCAGCCUUCAAGAUGGAGAACUCAUCCUACCUUCCCAACCCUCUGGCAUCCCCAGCACUGAUGGUCUUGGCAUCCACAGCCGAGGCCAGCCGGGAUGCUUCCAUCCCUUGUCAGCAGCCACGACCCUUUGGUGUACCUGUCUCAGUAGACAAGGAUGUGCAUAUUCCCUUCACCAACGGCUCCUACACCUUCGCCUCUAUGUACCAUCGGCAAGGUGGGGUGCCAGGCACUUUUGCCAAUCGUGAUUUCCCCCCUUCCUUAUUACACCUCCACCCUCAGUUUGCUCCCCCUAAUCUAGAUUGUACCCCAAUCAGCAUGCUGAAUCAUAGUGGUGUGGGGGCUUUCCGUCCCUUUGCUUCCACUGAGGACCGGGAAAGCUAUCAGUCAGCCUUUACUCCAGCCAAGCGACUUAAGAACUGCCAUGACACAGAGUCUCCCCACCUGCGCUUCUCAGAUGCAGAUGGCAAGGAAUAUGACUUUGGGACACAGCUGCCAUCUAGCUCCCCCGGUUCACUUAAGGUUGAUGACACUGGGAAGAAGAUUUUUGCGGUCUCUGGCCUCAUUUCUGAUCGAGAAGCGUCAUCUAGCCCAGAGGAUCGGAAUGACAGAUGUAAGAAGAAAGCAGCAGCGUUGUUUGACAACCAGGCCCCAAUCUGCCCCAUCUGCCAAGUCCUGCUGAGGCCUAGCGACUUGCAGGAGCACAUGGAACAGGAACUGGAGCAGCUGGCCCAGCUGCCCACCAGCAAGAAUUCCCUUCUGAAGGAUGCCAUGGCUCCAGGCACCCCCAAGUCCCUCCUAUUGUCUGCUUCCAUCAAGAGGGAAGGAGAAUCUCCGACAGCAUCACCACACUCAUCUGCCACCGAUGACCUGCACCACUCAGACAGAUACCAGACCUUCCUGCGAGUGCGAGCCAACCGGCAGACCCGACUGAAUGCUCGGAUUGGGAAAAUGAAACGGAGGAAGCAAGAUGAAGGGCAGGUAUGUCCCCUGUGCAACCGCCCCCUGGCAGGAUCGGAACAAGAGAUGAGUAGGCAUGUGGAGCAUUGCCUUUCUAAGAGGGAAGGCUCCUGCAUAGCUGAGGAUGAUGCUGUGGACAUCGAGCAUGAGAACAGCAAUCGCUUUGAAGAGUAUGAGUGGUGUGGGCAGAAGCGGAUACGGGCCACCACUCUCCUGGAAGGUGGCUUCCGAGGCUCUGGCUUCGUCAUGUGCAGUGGCAAAGAGAACCCGGACAGUGAUGCGGACCUGGAUGUGGAUGGAGAUGACACUCUGGAAUAUGGGAAGCCACAAUACACAGAGGCUGACGUCAUCCCCUGCACGGGCGAGGAGCCUGGUGAAGCCAAGGAGAGAGAAGCACUGCGGGGUGCAGUCCUAAAUGGUGGCCCUCCCAGCACCCGAAUCACACCUGAAUUCUCCAAAUGGGCCAGUGAUGAGAUGCCAUCCACCAGCAAUGGUGAAAGCAGCAAGCAGGAGGCCAUGCAGAAGACCUGUAAGAACAGCGACAUUGAGAAAAUCACCGAGGAUUCAACUGUGACCACAUUUGAGGCUCUAAAGGCUCGAGUCAGGGAGCUUGAACGGCAGCUAUCUCGGGGGGACCGUUACAAAUGCCUCAUCUGUAUGGACUCGUACUCAAUGCCCCUAACGUCGAUCCAGUGUUGGCACGUGCACUGCGAGGAGUGCUGGCUGCGGACCCUGGGAGCCAAGAAGCUCUGCCCUCAGUGUAACACGAUCACAGCACCCGGAGACCUACGGAGGAUCUACUUGUGAGCCAGCCACCCAGGCAGGCCUUGCCUUGAGCAGCCCUACCUGCCCCCACACUCUGUGUGACAGUGACCCUCUCUCCUUGUACAUACUUGCACACAGAUUCCCUAUGUACAUACAUGCACAUACACUCACACGUGCGUGUGCACGUGCACCUACACAGGACUCUGGAGCCAGAGUGGAGGCUGAGGCCAAGGCCCUGCCUACUGGCUCCCACCAAGCUUAGGGACCAGAUGUGUUCCAGCCUCUGUUCCCAGGAUGGGGCAGGGAGGUAGGGGCCGGGAGUGGCGGGGCAUGACUCCGGAGAUCCAGCUCCCAGACCGACAGACAGACAGACAGACAUGCAAACACCAGACUGAAGCACAUGUAAUAUAGACUGUGUAUGUUUACAAUGUUGUGUAUAAAUGGGACAACUCCUUCGUCCUCUGGCCCUCCCCUUCAGUUGUAUGAUUUUCUUCUUUUGUUAAGGAAUCUGGAAGCAGUGCCUCCCUCGGGGCUGGCUGGGGGCUCGGCCCAUCCACCUCUUGGAGUGCCUGCCUCUGCCUCUCCCUCUCCCGUGGCUUCCCUUCCCUCUCCCAUGUGCUCAGUGUUCAGUGGUGUAUAUUUCUUCUCCCAGACGUGGGGCACGUGUCCCAAGGGACAUGACCUUCUCUUUAGUCUUAGCUCAUGGGGCUCUUUAUGAGGAGUUGGAUUGGGGCAGGAACUGGGACCUGAGCUAAAGCAGAGGCUGAGGUCUGGGCUGGCUGAGGCUGCUCCUGGAUGCCCAGCCUUUUGCCAAGAACCAUUCCUGAGAGUGCAGCUGCUGUUCCCAGGGGAAAGUUGUCUCCCUGCCCCUCCUGUGCGCCCCAUGGUGUGAUGCUGUGUCUGUAUAUUCUAUACAAAGGUACUUGUCCUUUCCCUUUGUAAACUACAUUUGACAUGGAUUAAACCAAUGUAAACAGCU
Heterocephalus glaber (naked mole-rat) is the source of this 3097-nucleotide messenger RNA. It is a transcript of the gene Rnf220, whose product is annotated as ring finger protein 220. Gene Ontology annotation, biological process: protein ubiquitination. Gene Ontology annotation, molecular function: ubiquitin protein ligase activity; metal ion binding. NCBI's taxonomy places the organism in Eukaryota, Metazoa, Chordata, Mammalia, Rodentia, Bathyergidae. The record is from RefSeq and is a predicted model, not a curated record.